Penicillium coprophilum is the source of this 3642-nucleotide messenger RNA. Its product is annotated as Zinc finger RING-type. The record is from RefSeq and is a predicted model, not a curated record. The transcript has a single exon. Gene Ontology annotation, molecular function: zinc ion binding; ATP binding; nucleic acid binding. Lineage: Eukaryota; Fungi; Ascomycota; Eurotiomycetes; Eurotiales; Aspergillaceae. Bases 1 to 3642 code for a protein of 1213 amino acids.
AUGAGCGAUGAUGUAGAACGCCCAGCAAAGAGGCAGCGUUUCUUCACGGAUGCAUCUUCGCCUUUACCCAAACCAGAUCUAGACGCGUCCCUGCCCUGCCCAGAACACGAAUAUCGCGCGGAUCAUGGCGCCGCGCUCGAGAUUCCGCCACAUCGCAUCCCAGACAGCUCUCCUCGCUUGGAACACGAAAAAGAACAGCCGCAUACACUAGUUCAAACGACAGAAAGCCUAGGGCUACAUAAUGCGGACGCUGCGUCUACUCCUUUUUCACGCCAGAAUGGAGUAGACCAACAAAUCGAGGAUGUGACCAUCAAUACCACCACAGCAGCCACAAAUGCAGAUGGCUUCGAUGUCGACCUUUUCACCAGUAUCGUGGGAGAGCAACUACCAGCUGAUUCAAUCAGAACCAUUCAAUCGGCUGCUUCCAAUAAUAUCGAACGAGCUGUUAACAUAUACUUUGAUGGAUCAUGGAAGAAGCCUGCACGUAUAAAUGGCAGCGUUCCGGCCAGAAGCCGGAUAGGCGCUCAAGGAGCACAGCCUAGCCUUGAAAUGCAAAUUGAAAGUGAAUCGGUACUCCGACACCAGCCACCACCAGCAAGAUAUGUUGGCGCAUUUGGUGUGGGAGGAUGGGCAACGCGAAGUGGCUUGGGAUUUCUCAAGCAUGGAGACCCGGUCAACAUCGAACGCGCACGCUCCCAGCCAGCAAUGAAACGUGGCCGAGGAGGCAAAGCAUUUGUCAAUCACAAAAGUGAUGUUCUGACUCGAUUCACGAACACUUCCGGGCAAGAAAUCGGAAGGCUACCACAUGAGACCGCUGAAUGGGUUUCUACGCUGAUUGAUCAGAAGAUAUGUCGGUUUGAAGGUGUCUGUGUGUUUGUACCUGACAGAGUGCGAGUCAACGAUACCAUAUAUUUACAACUCCGAGUCUACUUGCGAAAGGAAGCCUUCCAAAGCGGGGCGCUCGCUGCUUUAAACGCCAAUGACAACAGGUCCACUGGACUGUUCGAAGAGAAGGAGAGCACCGAGGAGAAGAACCUGCGACUACGUCAAGUCGGUCUAGUGAAAUUAUUCCACGAAAUCAAUCUUCAUCCCACCUCGACCAACCCGACUACGGAAAAGCACAAAAGAGAGGGCAUUCUCCGUGCUGCUGAGAUUGCAGAGCAAUACGACAGCACGAAGAAGGAAAAGGAUAAAUCCAAAUCCAACAAGGAUUCCAACGAUUCGUCGGGCGAAGACGACAGUGAGGAACUGGAAAAAGAUCAGCUCGAUACACUCUAUCAAAAGGCUCAAUCAUUUGACUUCAACAUGCCAGCGGCAGAUCCAGCACCGAGCUUUGCCCUUGAUCUGCGCAAGUACCAGCAGCAAGCUCUUCAUUGGCUACUUUCAAAAGAGAAAGAUUCGAAGCAAGUUCGAGAGAAGUCCAUGCAUCCAUUGUGGGAGGAAUAUACUUGGCCCAGAAAGGAUGUUGACGACAAAGAUUUACCGCAAGUUAAAAGCAUUGACCAUUUCUAUGUCAACCCGUAUUCGGGAGACCUCAGUGUUGAUUUUCCUGCUCAAGAGCAACACUGCCGCGGAGGAAUUCUGGCCGAUGAAAUGGGUCUGGGUAAGACCAUCGAGAUGCUCAGUCUGGUUCAUUCGCACAGAAUCGAGCCUGAUCCACAGGUCUUGAAUGGUCUCAGCUCAGUGAAUGACCUUGCCAGGAUGCCGAACUCUUCUGGGGUAGUGCCUGCGCCGUAUACUACUCUAGUCGUCGCCCCGACAUCUUUGAUCUCUCAGUGGGAAAGCGAAGCGCUGAAAGCCGGGACGUUGAGAGUUCUUGUUUAUUAUGGGUCGGACAAGGCUGUCAACUUGAGAGAUUUAUGCUGCGAAUCCAAAUAUGCAACAGCUCCACAGGUUAUUGUGACCAGUUACGGCGUGGUAUUGUCAGAAUUCCGCCAACUCGCCCUCCAGUCUGCUCUGGGACCCAGUACAAAUGGGGGUCUCUUCUCUGUGGAAUUCUUCCGAGUGAUUCUUGAUGAAGCUCAUGUGAUCAAGAACCGCCGUUCAAAGUCUGCUAAAGCAUGCUAUGAGUUAAAAGCAGCCCAUCGGUGGGCACUGACUGGCACACCCAUUGUCAAUCGCCUUGAGGACCUCUUCAGUCUAGUCCGUUUCCUCAAAGUUGAGCCAUGGAGCAAUUUCUCCUUCUGGAAGACGUUUAUCACUGUCCCCUUUGAAUCCAAAGAAUAUGUGCGUGCCCUGAACGUCGUGCAAAGUGUACUCGAACCUCUUGUUCUUCGGCGGACGAAAUCGAUGAAAACCCCAGAGGGUGAGCCAUUGGUUCCUUUGCCCAAAAAGACGGUCAUUAUUGAGGAAGUGGAGCUGCCGAAGCAAGAACGAGAAAUUUACGACUGUAUAUUCACCCGAGCGAAACGAACUUACAACGACAAUGUCUCAGCUGGCACACUGUUGAAGUCUUACAGCACAAUCUUUGCCCAGAUUCUCCGUCUUCGUCAGACCUGCUGCCACCCCAUAAUGACACGCAACAAAGACAUCGUUGCAGAAGAAGAGAUCGCAGCGGUAGCAGCUAAUGCAACCAAUGAAUUUCAAGAUGACAUGGAUCUUCAAGAAUUGAUCAACCAAUUCACAAGAGAAAACGCGAACGCCGAAUCUCAAGAUACCCCUGGGACAAUGGUCAAGUUCACUGCCCAUGCCCUUCGGCAGAUCCAAACCGAGUCCAGCGGCGAAUGCCCUAUUUGUUGUGAAGAGCCUAUGGUCGAUCCAGCAGUAACAGCUUGUUGGCACAGCGCAUGUAAGAAAUGCCUCGAAGACUUCUUACAACACCAAAUGAACAAGGGCGUCGAGGCACGGUGUUUCAACUGCCGUGCUCCAGUCGACGGAAAGAAUACCUUCGAAGUAGUACGACAUCCGUCCUCGAAUUCAAUGUCUUUUGGAGACGAAGCUGUAAAUAGCACGCCACCAACCAGUUCUCAACCUGCCCCACGAAUCUCCCUCCGCCGCAUACACCCCCUCUCUCCAUCCGCUCACACUUCGGCCAAGAUCCACGCACUUAUCAAUCACCUUGGACGCAUCCCUGCAAAUACCAAAUCCGUUGUCUUUUCCCAAUUUACCUCCUUCCUGGACCUGAUCGGCCCACAACUUUCCCGAGUUGGAAUCUCGUAUCUCCGCCUCGAUGGCUCAAUGCCCCAAAAGGCCCGUGCCGCUGUUCUCACCGAGUUUACAAAAGCAGAGAGCUUUACCGACGAUGACAUCGUCGACAUGGAUGAUACCCCAGGGAGAAGUGACCCUACAAAGACUAGCGCUCCCACGCCCUCGGCACCAGCCCCUACAGUCCUGCUCAUCUCCCUGCGUGCGGGCGGCGUAGGCCUUAACCUCACAACCGCAAGCAAUGUCUUCCUGAUGGAUCCGUGGUGGAGUUUCGCAAUCGAAGCACAAGCCAUCGACCGCGUCCAUCGAAUGGGCCAGACACGCGAUGUCAAUGUGACUCGAUUCGUAGUCAAAGAUUCCAUCGAAGGCCGCAUGCUGCGUGUGCAAGAGCGUAAAAUGAAUAUCGCUGGCUCGCUGGGUUUGAAAAUUGGCGGUGAUGAUGGUGAUUCUGAUAAGGGGAAGGAGAGACUUGAGGAGUUGAAAAUGCUGUUCGAGUAA